Messenger RNA from Cornus florida, 306 nucleotides. RefSeq names its product putative disease resistance RPP13-like protein 3. Gene Ontology annotation, biological process: defense response to other organism. Lineage: Eukaryota; Viridiplantae; Streptophyta; Magnoliopsida; Cornales; Cornaceae. The transcript has a single exon. Bases 1 to 306 code for a protein of 101 amino acids. Gene Ontology annotation, molecular function: ADP binding. The record is from RefSeq and is a predicted model, not a curated record.
AUGGACAACAAUAGCUUGAAAGCAAAUAUCAAAGAUUUCCUUCAACAGCGAAGGUAUGUGCUUGUUCUAGAUGAUGUAUGGAGUAAAAAUGAAUGGGAUGCUCUAAAAUAUGCAUUGCCCGAUAACAAUAGUGGUAGCCAGAUACUGCUCACGACCCGCAUUGUUGAUGUAGCUUCUACGUCUUGUGUAGAAUCUCCUGAUCACAUCUAUACUAUGAAAUCAUUGUCCCCAGAACAGUCUUGGACUUUGUUCCGUAGGAAGACAUUCCAAGGCAACCAUUGCCCUCCACAUUUAGAGAAACUCUGA